Lycium barbarum (goji berry) is the source of this 1762-nucleotide messenger RNA. RefSeq lists its product as uncharacterized. The record is from RefSeq and is a predicted model, not a curated record. The transcript has 4 exons. Lineage: Eukaryota; Viridiplantae; Streptophyta; Magnoliopsida; Solanales; Solanaceae. The coding region runs from base 224 to 1258 and encodes 344 amino acids.
CUUUUCAACCCGUACCUAGGCAUCACCUCGAGAUUGACAUGCCUUAUGCGAGGAGGUGGACAACGGGUUUUGACUGGGAUGUGGAUACGCACCACAGUAUUCUUCCAUUCCGAGACCAGCUUGAUCACAUGACAGACAAUGCGGUAAAACUAUUUAACUUUACAUUAUUAAUUUAAUUAAACGUCUUUUCUACUUGGUGAUCACUGAUUUGUAUUUAUAUGUUAUGCAACUAUUUAUAUGGACGCCGUACGCUGCUAUAUUAGAUGGUUUGCCGGCCUUUUGCAGGGCAGGUCAGGGGGUUUGGAGGUCGCGGUGUCCAUUGAUACACCUGGACAUCGUAGAGGACCGCAUGCCCGAGCGUGUCUUACGACAGUUUGGGCAUACACAGAGUAUACCCCCUGACGUCUGUCAUGAGCUCCGACACUACCAGCGGGAUGAUCGGGCUGCCGUUGAUGAUGAUUUUUUGGCUUUCAUGGAUGUCCAGCUCUACCGUUGGGAGAACAGGUUGGGCACUUUAGCAGUGGUCAGCCAUUUGACUCCCAUUGAGGAUUACAUGCACUGGUAUCAUCAGAUCACACGCCGAUUGAUCGGCAACCCAGCUUUGCAUCCCCCUAGGGAUGUAGGAUACUCAGCACUCGCGGGGCAGUACGAGGCAUUGCUGGUGGCCGUACAACGUUUACGCAUCUUGAGGUUAGAGCAUAUGCUUUACCCUGGGCUUGCGGGGCUUGCGUCGGAGAUGGUACGGAUAUCUGAGGAUGGUAUCCGGCAGGCAGGAGAGAUUAGGCGCAUGGAGGAGCUUGUUCCGGAGGCUGAGUAUCAGGCAGCGUCAGUAGGAGGAGCGGGUGCUCCCAGAGGAGGAGGUCGUGCUGGCAGAGGAUGCCGUGCUGCCGGAGGACGCCGUGCAUGUAGAGGAUGCGGUGCUGCUGCUAGAGGACCUGGUGGUGGAGGACACCAUCUGGUAGAUGAGGCAGAUGAGGUCGAUCCCAUUCCAGAGGGCGUUCCUGGUGUAGUCCAUCCGCAGCCGUUCCAGGCCGGUGGCAGCUCACCUGGGGACUCACCUACGUUUACGCCGACGCUCUUACUUGCUGAGAUACCUGGGUCUUCGUCACAACCGAGUCAGAAUGCAUACAUGGAGGAGCGUGAUAACGUUGAUUGGGCGACAUUACGCGCUUCAUUAGCUGAUGAACGGCCUGUGAGGAAUUUAGAGGGAGCCAGGAUUGUUGACUUCGAUGAGUUUUUGAUCCCGAUUAGUAUUUAAAAUACUUAUUUUUCAUUUAAAUUAUUUAUUUUAAAUAUAUAUGUUACUCAUUAUUUAGCAAUAUUUUAUAUUUUAGGAUUCGGCACCAGCGGGUCCACCAGAGCCACCCACUCAGGCGUUUUUUCAUGGGUCUGCCGAGCUAGCGGUGUCUUCCCAUGUGACUGUCGAGCCACAGGAUUCGGAUCCAGUAGGUCCACAGGAGCGACCCAUUUAGGAGCAUUCUCAUCAGCCUGUCGAGGCAGAGGUGUCUUCUCAUGAGACUACCGAGGCACAUGUUCAUCCUUCGGCGCCUGCAUGGCGACUCCCGACGAGGAAGAGUUCGAAUUUCCAGACCCAGGUCAUGAUGAGGUUCUGCCCGUGCUAGCGGGAUCAGAUCCCAAGAAGAAGCACAUUCUAAUCAAGGGCGCACGGGCUAGGGGAAAAGGAAAUGAUCAUGACUUGGAGCGCCCGAUUAUUAAGAGGAAAAUGGGCGAUGGAGACGAUGGCGAGGGCGGUGGGGAUGGU